AUGUCGUUCAGCGGCAGCGGCAGCUUCUUGAAAAGCUCCGACGCUCUCGCCAACCCAAGUCGAGCCUCCGUCCAGAAGAAGCUGGCACUUCCCCCAGACCAGGAGCUCGCUCGAGCCAUUUCCGAUAAAAACCUGGGCGUCCAUAACCUCUCGUUGAGCCGGCAGAACUCUCAGAAGCAAGCGAACCGCCCGAGCCUCCAGAGCGAGAAGGUGCGGGCCUCCACCGCCACCCAGAGCGACAAGAUUGUCCAUGACUUGGCGACGGAGCAGCUCAUCAAGUACUCGCGCACAGUCCGGCGCAACCAGACGAAUGCAUCGUUCAGCGGCCGCAACAUCACGCUGUGGACGAAGAGCGUCCCGCAUCCCAAGAAGUGCGAUACCAUUCGAGAAUUCCGGUUCAAGCUCCGCGUGCUCCAAAUCGUCUUGGCGAUCGGCUGCUUCAUUGCUUUGGCACUGGCUUCGUUCAGCGUCAACUACUCGAGCACAGCCCUUGGCGUUUCUGGAAUGAGCAUCACUUGUCUCACAGCGAUAUCUUCGGUGUUUGCCUCGUUUGCCAACAUUGUGGCUUAUCUCAUUCCGGCCUUCUUUGGCAUCCCGCCCCAUCGCCACCAGCGCAUCAGCCGCGUCGAGUGCUUUGUCGAUCUCAUCUUUGCAGGUCUGUGGAUCUCAUCGUCGUCGGCGAUGGCAUACUAUGGCCAGUGUCCACGCGAAACCCUCAGCUGGGACACAAUCAAAGUGAUGUGCAUCCCGUGGGAUGUCUGCAUGGCCUUUGGGUACCUGGCCGGCAUCAACUUUGCCGUCAGUUUCUGGCUUGGUGUGAUGGAUCUCCGGGAGUUUGGCUUUGCGACGCCCUUCACGCGGGGAAACUGGCAGGUGUUCGAUGACGAUGACAACGCAGUCCACGCAACAUAGCCAUCGAGGUGAUCAUAGACAGAGCAGAUGCACGUUGGAAUGACAUAUGGUGCACCUGAAUGGCAAAGUACACGAAGGCUCGUUGCGAACCUCUGAUCCCGAUGUUGCAUCGGGGGGGGGACAAUACAAGUAACUGAAUGUGGAG
This is a messenger RNA of Polychytrium aggregatum, 1057 nucleotides long. RefSeq lists its product as uncharacterized. NCBI's taxonomy places the organism in Eukaryota, Fungi, Chytridiomycota, Chytridiomycetes, Polychytriales. Bases 1 to 912 code for a protein of 303 amino acids. The transcript is spliced from 3 exons. The record is from RefSeq and is a predicted model, not a curated record.